AUGAAGAUAAUUUCUGUAGCUUUGUGCAUUACCUUCAUAUUUCUUCUUGAGUUCUCAUAUGGGUAUUCAGAUCUUGAUGCUCUCUUGAAGCUCAAAGCUUCUAUGGUAUUGACACCCACCGGGUCAGGGUUAUACGACUGGAAAGCACCCAAGCGUAACUCCAGUCAUGUUUCCAAUUAUUCAAAUUUACAUUGUUCAUUUUCUGGAGUUUCAUGUGACGAAAACUCACGUGUUACGUCGCUGAACAUAUCCAAUACUCCUCUAUCAGGGACAAUCCCUAAGGAGAUUGACAUUUUAAACAAGCUAGUGAAUCUCAUCCUCGUAUGUGAUAAUCUAACUGGUGAAAUCCCGUUGGAGAUGAGUAAUCUUACUGCCAUUAGAUUCAUUAAUUUAUCAGCCAACUCUUUUACUGGUGAGCUUCCAGGCGUCGUCCUGGCAGGCAUGACUAAGCUAGAGGCGUUUGACAUUUUUAAUAAUAGUUUUAGUGGGAAGCUGCUAGUGGAGGUUGCUAAAUUGAAGAAUUUGAAGACACUUUCACUGCAAGGUAAUUUUUUCCAUGGGGAAAUCCCUGAGGAAUACUCCGAGUUUGCUAAAUUACAGAGGCUAGAUUUGUCAGGAAACGAGCUUUCAGGAAGGAUUCCUGGGAUCUUGUCAAACAUAUCGACUCUUAGGGAGCUUUGGCUAGGAUACUACAAUCGCUAUGAUGGGGGAAUACCGCGAGAUUUUGGUUAUUUCAAGAAGUUAGAACUUCUUGACCUCGCAUCCUGUAAUCUAUCCGGGAAAAUUCCCGACAGCCUUGGGAAUCUUAAGAUGUUACAUACACUGUUUGUUUUUGGCAACAAUAUCACGGGUGAAAUACCACCAAGCUUGUCGGGAUUAGUGAGUUUGAAAUCGCUUGGUUUCUCCCGUAAUCAACUUACGGGUAGAAUACCAAAUAGUUUCUCAGAAUUGAAGAAUUUGACAUUACUGAGUUUGUUCCAUAACCAUCUGGAAGGUCCUCUCCCUCCUUUUAUAGGAGAUCUCCCGAAUCUGGAGAAGCUUCAAUUAUGGGACAACGACUUCACGUCAUCACUUCCGGAGAAUCUGGGCCGUAACGGCAAGCUACUAGAAGUUGACGUCUCACAAAACCGCUUCACUGGAAUGAUUCCGCAAAAUUUGUGCAAAGGAGGGAAGUUCCAUGGGUUGUUUCUAAUGGAAAAUUCGUUCAUUGGGCCACUGCCUGCUCAAGUUGGAAGUUGCAAGUCAUUGACCAAUAUAAAAAUGAACGAUAAUUACUUCAAUGGAUCUAUUCCAGUCGGCAUCUUCAAUUUGCCGGAACUCCUCAUGCUUGAGAUCAGUAAUAACAAUUUUAGCGGCGAGCUUCCUGCCGAAAUGUAUUGUCCCUCUCUUUUAGUUCUUUCGAUAUCGAACAAUAGGAUCACAGGAAAAAUACCUUCAGGGAUGAAUGGUUCUGUUAAUCUACAAAUGCUCUCCCUCGAAUUAAAUGGCUUUGUUGGUAAACUCCCAGAAGAACUUUUUAAUCUGAAAAGUUUGUAUACGAUUAAUCUUGGUGGCAACAAUCUCACUGGUGUCAUUCCAGAUUCCGUUGGUAAUUGUUCGGGUUUAAUUACUGUAGAUUUUAGCCGAAAUAAUAUAUUUGGUGAAAUUCCGAAAGGUUUUAUGAAUUUGCUAAGGUUGAGCAACCUCAAUCUCUCACGAAACAGACUGAUAGGAGACAUUCCGAGCAUAUUAGGUCACAUUAACAGCUUGACGACGUUGGAUCUUUCGUAUAAUAAAUUGUCAGGUACAGUCCCCUCAGACGGACGACUACAAGAGUUCAAUGACGCGAUAUUUGCUGGAAACCCUAACCUUUCUUUAUCACAUACAACGCACAGCCCACGGAAAUCUAAAGACGAGCAAAUCAUCAUAUCGAAACUCUUGAUCAUCCUAAUCAGCACGGUUGCCUUAUUCAUGACAUUGAUAUUCUUCGGUGCAUUAAUAUCAAUCAUAUGUAUAAAAACGAAACGGGGCAAUAGAUCUGAAACAUGGAAACUUACCACAUUUCAGAAGUUAGGUUUUAAAGUUGAAGACAUUCUGGAGUGCUUGAAAGAAGAGAACAUGAUUGGGAAAGGUGGUGCUGGAACCGUGUACCGUGGUUUGAUGCCCAACGGUGUUGAUGUUGCUAUCAAGCGUCUAAAUGGUCGAGACUAUGGGUUUGAUGCAGAGAUCAAAACGUUAGGAAGAUAUAAACACAGGAACAUAGUGAGAUUACUUGGAUUUGUAACAAAAGGAGAAAUCAAUCUUCUAAUUUACGAGUACAUGUCUAAUGGGAGUUUAGGUGACAUUUUGCAUGGACCAGGAGGGGAACAUUUGCAAUGGGAAGCAAGGUACAAAAUUGCAGUGGAGGUGGCAAAGGGAUUGUGUUACCUUCACCACGAUUGCUCACCGAUUAUCGUACAUCGAGAUGUGAAAUCAAAUAACAUACUGUUGGAUUCUGAUUUUGAGGCUCAUGUAGCUGAUUUUGGUCUUGCCAAGUUCCUGAGGCGCUCAGGUACUUCCGAGUACAUGUCAUGUAUUGCUGGAUCAUUUGGAUAUAUUGCCCCAGAGUAUGUACACACCUUGAAGGUAGAUGAAAAAAGUGAUGUCUAUAGUUUUGGAGUUGUGCUUCUUGUAAUGAUAUCAGGUAAAAAAGCAGUAGGGGAGUUUGGUGAUGGGGUGGAGAUUGUUAGGUGGGUUCGAGAGACGAUUUCAAAGAACCCUCGACCAACAGAUUCUUCUGUCGUGUUGUCUUUAUUGGAUUCAAGGCUCAGUGGUUACAGUCUCUCAAGUGUGGCACAUGUGUUAAAGAUCUCAAUGAUGUGCGUGAGAUACGAAAGCACAACUAGGCCUAGCAUGAGGGAAGUCGUCUACAUGUUGACAAAUAAUCCUCCACUCGGGGACACAAUUGUGGCAUAA
This is a messenger RNA of Erigeron canadensis, 2934 nucleotides long. Its product is annotated as receptor protein kinase CLAVATA1-like. NCBI's taxonomy places the organism in Eukaryota, Viridiplantae, Streptophyta, Magnoliopsida, Asterales, Asteraceae. The record is from RefSeq and is a predicted model, not a curated record. Gene Ontology annotation, biological process: protein phosphorylation. Gene Ontology annotation, molecular function: ATP binding; protein kinase activity; receptor serine/threonine kinase binding. The transcript has 3 exons. Bases 1 to 2934 code for a protein of 977 amino acids.